This is a messenger RNA of Mugil cephalus (flathead mullet), 10730 nucleotides long. RefSeq names its product unconventional myosin-IXAa-like. Gene Ontology annotation, biological process: intracellular signal transduction. The transcript is spliced from 45 exons. Gene Ontology annotation, molecular function: microfilament motor activity; ATP binding; GTPase activator activity. Gene Ontology annotation, cellular component: myosin complex. Bases 807 to 8237 code for a protein of 2476 amino acids. NCBI's taxonomy places the organism in Eukaryota, Metazoa, Chordata, Actinopteri, Mugiliformes, Mugilidae. The record is from RefSeq and is a predicted model, not a curated record.
CACAGAACUUUAAACACACUGAUUCAUGCAUGCGUGCGUGUGUUUCGCUUUCUCUGUGUGUGCGGACACCGGUGAAGGGGGGGUGGUGGGCAAUAUUGGCCACACCCCACGCUCAUGUCAGUCAUGUGGUGCUGGGUGACACCGCCUGUUAAUCACAUCCUUCAUGUUCAUUCUGUUCCAAAACAACAGCAGAUGAAAUCAGAAUUGAAUGGGCCAAUUCUUCGCUGGGAAACAAUUACUGUUAUUUCACCGGAGAGUCCUCCCAAAUCUCACUCACCCACCCACCCGCAUCACCCUUAUAAAGCUCCCACCCUACGGCUUUACGUGGACGCGCAAGCCGCGUGUGUACGCGCGGGUAGUAGGACUUUCAGCGGUCGCCGCUGGAGGAAAAAAAAAGGAGAGAGAAAGCAGAGGAGCGGAGCGGAGCAGUGGGAGGAGGACGACGUGACGGGAGGACCCAAAACAGAAGCUCACGGGACUACGACACGCACAGAGAAACGGGAGAAUAAUAAUAUUAAAUAAAAAAAAAACAGCUGGAUCAUAUCUGGAGCAGAUUUGGAGAUUCGAGCGGCCGGAUACGCGGCUCGGGCUGUUACGCACGAUAGCGUUUCCCUGCGGUAAAAAUCAGCCUGAGUUUUUUGGUCAGGAGGCGCACGGCUUGCCCGCUCUUCCUCGUCAGAAAAGAGGCUUUAUAGCGGGGAGGUUGGCGGAGCCGCAGACUGAAGGCGCGUUGGAGGAGUUGGGAUGUCCUGAGUCAGUCCUCCGGUCCCAGAGAGCAGUUUGCUGAUGGGACCUGCUGCGCCGCCAUGAGCUUACAAGAUGGCGGCUGCAGCUAUGCCAGCAGCGCCAACCUGGCCACCAUUAGUGGCAGCAUGCGGCGACGCCUGGAGGACCACGAGUUCACCCUACGCGUCUACCCAGGCUCCCUGGCUGAGGGCACCAUCUACUGCCCCGUCAGCGCCCGCAAGAACACCACCGCCGCUGAAGCCAUCGAGUGCCUCAUCGAACGGUUGCACCUGGAGCGUACUAAAUGUUACGUGUUGGCCGAGGUGAAGGAGUUUGGCGGGGAGGAAUGGAUUCUCAACCCUGGCGACUGCCCCGUUCAGCGCAUGAUGCUGUGGCCAAGAACCGCCCUGGAGAAUCGAAGCGGCUUGGGCAGUGGUGAGGACUACCGCUUCCUCCUGCGGGAGAAGAACCUGGAUGGAUCCAUCCAUUAUGGUGGCAGCCUGCAAAUGUGGCUGCGAGUGACUGAGGAACGUCGGCGCAUGGUGGAACGGGGUUUCCUCCCACAGCCUGCUGGGAGUGACCCUCCAUCUGACCUGUGUGCUCUCCCGGAGCUAACAGAGCGCGCCCUUUUGGAAAGCCUCCGUGCACGCUUUCGCCAGGAGAAGAUCUACACUUACAUUGGGAGUAUUCUUAUUGUGAUUAACCCCUUCCAGUUCCUGCCGAUCUAUAAUCCUAAGUAUGUCAAAUUGUACGACAACCACGCACUGGGGAAGCUGGAGCCGCAUAUUUAUGCUGUGGCCGAUGUGGCGUAUCACGCCAUGUUGCAGCGACGGAAGAAUCAGUGCAUAGUAAUUUCCGGAGAGAGUGGAUCUGGGAAGACUCAGAGCACCAACUUCCUGAUUCAUCACUUAACUGCUCUCAGCCAGAAGGGGUUCGCCAGUGGGGUAGAGCAGAUCAUCCUGGGAGCCGGACCUGUGUUGGAGGCUUUUGGGAACGCCAAGACUGCCCACAACAACAACUCCAGCCGCUUCGGCAAGUUCAUCCAGGUCAACUAUCAGGAGAGUGGCACCGUCAGGGGAGCGUACGUAGAGAAGUACCUGCUGGAGAAGUCCCGUUUGGUGUACCAGGAGCACAAUGAGAGGAACUACCAUGUGUUUUACUACCUGCUGGCUGGGGCCAGUGAGGACGAGAGGAAGGCUUUCCACCUGCUCAAACCUGAGGAAUACCACUACCUCAACCAGAUGACAAAGAAAUCGCACAAACUCCACUGGGACAAUUACUAUGACAGUGAGCUGCAGGACUGCUUCACGGUAGAAGGAGAAGACCUCAAACAUGACUUUGAGCGGCUGCAGCUGGCUAUGGAGAUGGUCGGCUUUCUGCCCGCUACACGCAAACAGAUUUUCUCCCUGCUGUCAGCAAUCCUCCACCUGGGAAACAUUCGCUACAAGAAGAAGACCUACAGGGACGAUUCCAUUGACAUCUGUAACCCAGAGGUCCUGCCCAUCGUCUCAGAGCUGCUAGAGGUUAAAGAGGAGAUGCUCCUUGAAGCGCUGACAACCAGGAAGACGGUGACCGUCGGAGAGAGGCUCAUCGUGCCCUACAAACUGGCAGAGGCGGGCACGGUGAGGGACUCCAUGGCCAAGUCACUGUACAGCGCGCUGUUCGACUGGAUUGUGUUCAGAACCAACCAUGCCCUGCUAAACAACAAGGACCUGGAGGACAGUUCAAAGAUCCUGUCUAUAGGAGUCCUGGACAUCUUCGGCUUCGAGGAUUAUGAGAACAACAGCUUUGAACAGUUCUGCAUCAACUUCGCCAAUGAACGGCUACAGCACUAUUUCAACCAACACAUCUUCAAGUUGGAACAGGAGGAGUACAGGGCGGAGGGCAUCACCUGGCACCACAUCGAAUACAUCGACAACAGCGGCUGCCUCAACCUCAUCAGCAAGAAACCCACGGCUCUGUUCCACCUACUGGAUGAGGAGUGCAAUUUCCCUCAAGCUUCAAAUCAGACCUUGCUGGACAAGUUCAAGCGUCAACAUGAAGGAAACAGCUACAUUGAAUUCCCGGCCGUCAUGGAGCCCGCCUUCAUCAUCAGACACUACGCCGGUAAAGUCAAGUACAGAGUCAAGGACUUCAGGGAGAAGAACACUGACCACAUGCGUCCUGACAUCGUGGCCUUGCUGAAGAGCAGCAAGAAUGCCUUCAUCUGUGGCCUGAUGGGGAUUGACCCCGUUGCGACGUUCCGCUGGGCCGUGCUGCGUGCUUACUUCAGAGCCCACGUGGCCUUCAGGGAGGCCGGCCGCAGACACACCCACAAAAAAACUGGGAAUGAUGUAGUCUCCUGUGCUGUUGUCAAAACCGUCGACAACUUUAGUUUCCUCCACCACCCAGUUCACCAGAGGAGCCUUGAGAUCCUUCAGAGAUGCAAGGAUGAGAAAUACAACAUCACUAGGAAGAAUCCCCGGACACCUUUGUCAGAUCUUCAUGGCACCAACGCCCUGAAUGAGAAGGCCAGCUGGGAUGGCUAUGGUGUUGGAUGUAAUGGACGUCCAAGGUCGAGUCGUCUCUCAACGGGAAGCCCCGCCCUGGAAGAAGAUGGGAUCUUCCUCAACUCAACCAACAGCAAGCUCCUUGAGAGAGCUCAAGGAAUCCUACUGAGAAACAAAAACUGCAAAAGUAAACCUACACUUCCAAAGCACUUGUUGGACAUUAAGUCGCUGCGCUACCUGAGCAGCGUGACGCUCCAUGACCGCAUCACCAAGUCUCUGCUUCACCUGCACAAGAAGAAGAAACCUCCAAGCAUCAGUGCUCAAUUCCAGGCAUCACUCAAUAAGCUGAUGGAGACUCUCGAUCAGUCAGAGCCGUACUUCGUCAAGUGUAUUCGCUCCAACGCUGAGAAGCUACCGUUGCGUUUCAAUGACAGUCUGGUGGUCAGACAGCUGAGAUACACUGGCAUGCUGGAAACAGUCCGGAUCCGACAAUCAGGAUACAGCAUCAAGUACACUUUCCAGGACUUUGUUCGUCACUUUCAUGUGCUGCUUCCCCGGGGAACGAGCCCAACAAAGUCAGGUAUCAGAGAGUUCUUCAGAAGGAUCCACCUGCCACCCGCUGGGUAUCAAGUGGGCAACACAAUGGUAUUCCUGCGGGAAGCGGAGCGUCAGCGUCUUCAGACCCUCCUUCACCAGGAAGUGCUGCGGCGAAUUGUCACGCUGCAGCGCCGCUUCAGGGCCGUCUUAGAGAGGAAGCACUUUAUCAACAUGAGACGAGCUGCGUGUGUCAUCCAGCGAUGGUGGCGGCACUGUCUUCUCAAGCAAUCCGCCAUUGAUCUGAGCAUAGAGGAGGGGGCGGUGGUGUGUCUGCAGGCGGCUUGGAGGGGUUACAGGGAGCGCAGGAAGUUCCUACACUGGCGGGACUCUGCCUUCAUCAUACAGAGGAGCUGGAGAAACUGUCGGCGUCGUAGGUCUCUGGCUGCUACAACAAUUCAGUCAGCCUGGAGAGGAUUCAAGGAGAGGAAGCGCUACUGCAGAACGUACAGGACGGUGACACAGCUGCAGGCGAUUGGCAGAGGAUACCUAACACGACUCAGGUUUACAGACCUAAAGGAGCAACAUGAGAGACUGAGCAGACAACCGAGUCCACCUGCAGAGAUUGAUGCAGGCACCGUGGAGGACCUCCCUUCUUCAGGGGGUGGGGGUUAUGUGCAGGAUAUCACUUUAGAAAUAUCUGAAAACUCUAAUGUAGCAGAGACUGAAAAAGAAGAGGACUCUGACCGAAGUAGGGGCAUAGAUGACACUAGCCAUAAGACUCGAUCAAAACGAGAGAGCAGACGAAUGAGAGAGCUGCAGCAAGCCCAGUUCAGCUUGGAGCUUCACAAGGUCCGAACCACAAGUGUUGGGGGUUCGCUGCAGGACGACCUGGACCCUAAGCUACAGAUACAUUCACCCCGGGGGUCCCCAGCUAGUCAUGGAAGUUUUGAACUGCUCAGUGUGGAAGACAUGGAGACUGAAGGCCCUGGUCCCCAGUUGAUUGCACCUCAGGAACAAUCCCAAACUCUUGAUACUGAAAUUCACGAUGGGCUGAGAGACUCCAACUUUAAUGAAAAAACUGUGACAGAGCUACCAAACGAAGUGGAGGGGCCAAGGGCAACAUUUUAUAUUGCUUCUGACCAAAGUCCCGUUCAUGAACCAAAACAUGAAAGCCCCAUAAAAUCACACAAAGAAAGAAGGGAGUCCACAGGUCGAAGGCCUGUAGUGGUGUUGAUCAGUAUGCAGAAAGAGAGUCCUUUGGAGGAGGGAGAGCUGCUGGCAGCCCAAACCCUUGAAGGAACUUCUCAAACAGAAGCAGCCAGUCCUCAAAUGACCCCCAUUGGAGGUUUGGAGGUGGGAUCAGAGAGGGAACAGCCUCAUGGGAUUUCUACCCAGGCCAAAAGAGACUUAUUUGGGUUGGAUAAGUUUUCUAUGCCCCCCUUAUCAAACACUCGUGGGGAGAGUCAAGAAGCUCCAGGGGUUUGUUCCUCAGAUGUGGACAUCCAGCUUGUCCCAGAGCCAAAGUCCAGCAUUCCCACUGCUCUCCCCAGUCAGCAGGAAAGGAAGACGAUCCGGCCUGCACAGGAGGCCCCCAGCCCAGUCCUCGAUACCAAACCUCCAAAAGCCCAGAAGAAGAGCUCCAGCCAGACUGUGAUUGUGAACAUGGUGGAGAAACCCUCCAACUCUGUGUUCUCUCCUCCUAGACGCAAGCUGCCAUUCUCCAAGUCAGAUAAGGACUUGGUAAAUCAGGAACGGUCUCUUUCCAUGUACAGAGAUGACUCCAAAUCUCCUGGAUCCAGAAACAGAGAGCAGGUGGGCCGCCCCCACCCCAAAAAGAAAGCCAGAAUGUCCCGGACACGGUCUGACUUCCUCACCCGCUGUAACUCUGAGGGGGCGACACAGUCGGACGACGAUGAUGAAUACUACAUUCCCGCCCACUCCUGCACGCUGCCCCCUUCCCUGUCUCCCUCACGUGCCCACCCCGAGGUUGACUGUCACAGUGACUCCGAGAUGUCAUCUCACAAAGACCAGAAGAAGAUCCAUAAGACCAUGUCAUCAGGAGACCUGGGCAAGGUGGAGGUCUUGAGGAAAACCUCCAGUCACGAUGGAAGCAGGAUGAGAGGGAAGAUGCGAUUCUGGAGUAAGACGAAACACAGCGAGAAGAAACUGUCGAGAGAGAAGCAAGCCAGCAGGAGUGAAUCUGUAGAGGCACACGAAAUGGUGUCUCUUCCUCAUAGUCCAGAUUUGGAAGCUGAUUCUCAGGGGGUCAGGGACAGUAAGGAGAACAAGGAGCUCUCUCCCAAAAUGAGGAGGCGCCGCAGCGUGAAGAUCAGCAGCAUCGCUCUGGAACCUGCUCAGUGGCAGAACGACGCUCUGCUCAUCCUCUCCUCAGCCCACGACUAUCGCAGCAUGAACGACUUCCUCAUGAAGAAGAUUGCUGACCUUGAUUCUGAAGACAGUAAAAAGGACACUAUGGUGGACGUCGUCUUCAAGAAAGCACUUAAGGAGUUCAGGAUCAACAUCUUCAACUCCUACUCCACCGCUCUGGCUAUGGAUGAUGGGAGGAGUAUCCGUUACAAGGAUCUGUACGCGUUGUUUGAGCACAUCCUAGAGAAGACCAUGCGUCUGGAGCAGAGGGACUGGAGUGAGUCGCCUGUGAAGGUGUGGGUCAACACCUUCAAGGUCUUCCUGGAUGAAUUCAUGACAGAGUACAAGCCCAUGGAGGGAACCAUUGGCAGGGCUCCCAAACGUGAGCGAAAGAAGUCAAGGAAGAAGGAAACUGAUAUUGUGGAGGAACACAACGGCCACAUCUUCAAGUCCACCCAGUACAGCAUCCCCACCUACUGCGAGUACUGCUCCUCCCUCAUCUGGAUGAUGGACCGAGCGUGCGUCUGCAAAUUGUGUCGCUACGCCUGCCACAGGAAGUGUUGCUCCAAGAUGACCACCAAGUGUAGCAAAAAGUACGACCCGGAGCUGUCGUCUCGGCAGUUUGGUGUGGAGUUGUCCCGGCUGACCAGUGAAGAGCGUACCGUGCCCCAACUGGUGGAGAAACUCAUCAACUACAUCGAGAUGCACGGCCUCUACACGGAGGGAAUCUACAGGAAGUCGGGCUCCACCAAUAAGAUCAAAGAACUGCGACAGGGGCUGGACACAGAUGUGAGCAUCGUAAACCUUGAUGACUACAACAUCCACGUCAUUGCCAGUGUGCUCAAACAGUGGCUCCGUGACCUGCCCAGCCCUCUCAUGACCUUUGAACUGUAUGAGGAGUUCCUUAGAGCCAUGGGUCAGCCAGACAAGCGGGAGAUGAUCCGGGGCGUGUAUUCAGUGAUCGACCAGCUCAGCAGGACUCACCUCAGCACACUGGAGCGCCUCAUCUUCCAUCUGGUCAGGAUCGCCCUGCAGGAGGAGACUAACAGGAUGUCAGCUAACGCCCUCGCCAUCGUGUUUGCUCCCUGCAUCCUUCGCUGCCCCGACACCAUCGAUCCGCUGCAGAGCGUCCAGGACAUCAGCAAAACAACAGCGUGCGUGGAGCUGAUCAUCAACGAGCAGAUGAGCAAGUACAAAGCUCGUCUGAAGGACAUCAGCAGUCUGGAGUUUGCAGAGAACAAAGCCAAGAGCAGACUGACCCACAUCAGGAAGUCCAUGAAACCUGUACUAAUUGCUGUUAGGUUUAUGAGCAUAACCCGCACUGCCACCCCGCCUAACACAGCUAAACUUAAGGGCAAAGGCCGUGUUCAGCAAAGCAGCACCCACACGCCCUCACCCCCCCUCAGCCCCAGAGCACCUCACAUGGUCGAUGGAGACGCAGCAGAAGAAAGUGGAGGAGGAGGAGGAGGAGGAGGAGGAGGAGGAGGAGAGGAUGCAGCAGACGCCGGGCUGAGCGAACAGCAGCAGCUGGCCAUGCAGCAGGACGAGCGAAUCCUCACAGAGCAGAUCGAGAGGCUGCAGAAAGAAAAGGAGGAGCUAACGUAUGAGAUGCUCAUCUUGGAGCCACGGGCAUCAGACGAUGACACUCCUGAAUCUGAAGCCUCCAUCGGCACGGCAGACAGCUCGGAGAACAUCACCAUGGAGACGGAAGGAGCCACAUCUGACCCCUCUGAGCACGGCACAUACCGAUCCAGAAAGUCAGAUGCGAAGGGCAGACGAGCUCUGCGCCGGCAGCCCGACUCCCAGGACUCGGCAGACUCCACUUCCACCAUCUCCUCCUACCACCCCUCCUCCUCUCUCUCCUCGAACGCCUCCGGUUCUCCGUCCCCUCACUACCGGUUCCGCUCCUCCUCCUCCGGGCCCCUGCUCACUUCCUGCGGCUUGGGGGCCCCGUUGGCGGAGACGGAGGAGGGACAGAGAACCGGCAAGACGCGCCACAGGCUCAGGCUGAGCCGCAGCUCACCGCGCGAGCCCUCCGGAAGCCACCGGAGGGAUUCGGACUUUGGCUCGGGGCCACAGCAGCUGGUUCUGUAUGGCAGCAAUGAGUUCAUGGUGUGAUGCUGAAGGAGGAAGGAACACCGGGCGCCGCCUGUCCGAGUGCCGGAGGGUGAGUGAGAAGGGGAGGAGGUGGGGUCCGCGGUUACACGAGGCUGGCCGCGGGGCGAGGUUCACGUGACCGCCGCCCCUCCUCGGUGUCCACCCACCUCCUCCCUCGGUCCACUCAAAUCAGAAAGCCGCGUGAAGAUGAGAGGACUGGAAACAUGACACAGACGGUCAUAGGAAGAGGACCGACGACUAAUGUGAACGGCAGAAAGCUGGAGCAGAGGGAAGUGAGAAGACAUGGGCGACCGUGUUUGUUGUUGACCCUGCUGGUGGGGGUCAGUGAGAGGAAAGAGAGGAAAAAACACACACACACACACACACACGCACACACACACCUGCAAAGCCAAAUCUAACCAUGCCCUGUCUUUAUUUUGUAGUAUGAGGGCAGGUGGUUGACUCCACCCAGAAGAAAUGUAGCCAUACUGACUGAACUGGUGGACGUUUUAUCUGUGACCAGCGCCAAGCUAAGUCUGCUUUUCACGUUUACACAGGACACACCAGCCACGAGGCUGCAUGCUUCUCCAUCACACUUUCUCCUACGUCAGUUUGAAAAGACUGUGUUGAAACCUGUCAGAUAUAUGUUACAUUAUUAUUAUUAUUAUUAAUUAAUUAUUAUUAUUAUUAAUUAUUAUGUUACAGAGAAAAUGUGUAAAUAGAAAGAAAGUCCAGUGCUGCUCCUGGGUUGUUCAUUGUUGCUAAUUUUCUAUUUUGCAAAGUGAAGUGUCAUGAAUUCAGGUUACACUUUUGUUUCUGUGCUGUUUUUUUUUUUUGUUUUGUUUUUAUACUCUGUUCAGUGGUCAAUUUAUUUUCUUUUUCAUUUAACAAUGAACAGAAACAGUUUAGGGUGUACCCCUGACAAACAAUGGAAGGAAAAGCUGCCGCUCACAACGUUGUGUGUCGUGUGUCAGUCAAACAUGACCUGACGUGUCAAAUGUCAGUCUGCCGUAAGUGUUUUUUUGUAUGUGAACUUUCCCCACCACCUUCAGUUUUUCCUUCGGUUUGAUUCAGAAACAUCAGUGUUACUGCGUUGGGACUUGAAUUUUUUAAUAUAUAAUAUUGCUGUAUUAUAGGUGUUGUUGAUAUCAAAGAUCACGUGUUUUUUUUUUUUUUGUCAAUAUAAUUUCAUGUUUUGUUUUGUUUUUUUUCGUUGAAAUGAAAGCCAUUUUUUCCCCUCCUUUCCUGUCUAUAUUUGUGAGCGUGUGUGAAAGAAUGAAUGAGUCCUUCGGUUGUUUCAUCCCUCACGUCGUGCAUGUGUAGCCUCUACUACACACACUUACACUAGUGUUUCUCAUGGACGCUCUACAUGUAAGGGAUAGAAGGAAAAAAAAAAGUCAAUUAAGUGACACUAAAACUUUCUGUCUGGAAAAAAGUUUCCAUUAAUCUGAGUUGUAUUGCACCUGUGGGGGAAACUCUUGCACUCAUCCACACACUCAGACCGUCCAUGAUGUCCUCUGAGCCAUACGUAAUCCUCUCCUCUCCCCCUUCCCCCCGACCGUAGCUCUUCCAACCUCUUCUCUCCCGACUCUGCCUGUGAAAACGUAGCAUUUAAUCUAACCAGACAAAAAACAAGUAGCAACUAACUCAGAUCGUCCACGUGUUUCUGCAUAUUCUGUCUCUGUCCACACAGUAACCGAACAGUCAGUGUAUUACUGGGUUUUGUGAGCCUCUACUAUACUCAGUAGCUUAACAGCAAUGAUGUCUCCGUACUAAAGCUGCAAUAUCUCUCCUUGCUUGCUGCGCCUUUGAGCAGACACCUGUGAGCAGCCGAAAUCACCAACACAAUCAGUGUUACUCGACUUUACCUUGAAGCUGGAAGUCUUAGCGAUGACUGUGCUGAUCUCAGACUUAGUUGUUUUUUUUUUGUUUUGUUUUUUUUCCCAACAAUUUAAACUGUAGAACUGUACAAAAAGUUAUCCUGUUUUCAGAGGUGAGCUGAUAGGACAAAACCCGCCAGAUAUCUUUGCUCUGAUAUUUGUUGGGAUGGUGUUUGUGGUGUGUGUCCGAGCUGUCCACAUGGCAUUCUGCAAAAAUAAAAAAAAAUAAAAAAAUAAAUAAAAAAAAGAAAAGAAAAAGAAAAAAGUGAAUGUAUCUGUCACUGGAAGGCAUGCUUUGCUUUCUCUGGUUGUUCCUCUUUUAUACACAGUGUAUGUACUAUUUAUGAUCAUGCUUUUGGGAUGUACAUUGGUUUAAAAGAAUCUGUUAUAAAAGGUGUUAUGAGAGGAUAUAUUAUCCUGUGUACGGUUCAUUAUCUACUAUUAACCAUGGCGACAUUUUAACGGGCCACAGUCAGUCAUUUUUGUGCUGCGAAGCGGAGAAAAAAAGAAAAAGCAUUGGUGUCUGUCUGCGCCACUCUGGACACGGUUAUGUAUGUAUAAGGUGCAAUUUGUGUUACGUUUCUUUCUCUUUUUUUUCUUUUUUUUAAUGAUAUAAACAUGUCUAUGGUUGUAA